UUCAUCCUACCGCUCUCGUGACCAACGUUGGUAAUCGUACCUCAAAAUUGGGUCGCUCUAGCUCCUUGGGGAUUUUGCGUUCAUCAAUCAGCCAAUAGGCUAGUUUGAGAAAUCCCCAAGAAUGCUCCACAAUCCCUAGUCAGUCGUGUUUUGUUUCCUCAACAAUGAACAUUGUUAUCACCAUCAUCAUCUGUCUGUUGGUGGCCUCGGUGGCCUUGGCCACUCGACCUUUAUUGAGACCGGAAUUGUCCAUGUGCCAAUCGCGGAGGGCCCAUUUCGUGCAUCAAGGUCAGAACUAUCUGUUUUCCUGGAUCGACCAGACCGCUCCCAAAAUGGAUUGGAUUGACGCGCGGAACUUUUGCCGUCAAAGAUGUAUGGACGCCACCUCAAUCGAUUCGGCCAGCCAAUGGCAAGCCUUGAAGCGGGUCAUCGAGCCCACGCUGAGGGCGGAUAUGGGCGAUUUGUCAUCUCGAGAACCCGAGGAUCGGGUGCCGGCAAUUUGGACCUCUGGCCGGCUCUGCGACUUUGAUGGUUGCGAAAAAGCCGAACAUUUCAAGCCCAUUCACCUCAAAGGCUGGUUCUGGUCCAGUAAUAAUCAACGCAUGAGCGACACCGAUUGCGUGAGCGGACAAAGGCGAUGCUUUCACGAGUGGUCCAACCAUGGCAAGUUCGGCUUUCCUCAGCCCGACAGUCGCGAAUUGCGCGAGGAAGGCUUGGAGGGAAACGAAUCGUGUUUGGCACUCCUUUUCAACGCUUAUUCCUCUUCCUCUUCCUCCUCCUCUGCCAACAACAACUCGGCAGAAGCUGGGCUGAAAUGGCACGACAAGGCAUGCUACCACAAGAUGCAUUUCGUUUGUCAAGAUUCCAAGACCCUUCUCCGAUACGCCCGACGAAAAUGGAGAGGGACCAACAUCCCCUAAAAAGUUCCUAGACCAAGGAAAAAAAGAAAGUAGAAUAAAACCGCCUGUUCCUCUCGAAAAA
Tigriopus californicus is the source of this 981-nucleotide messenger RNA. RefSeq lists its product as uncharacterized. Bases 165 to 920 code for a protein of 251 amino acids. The record is from RefSeq and is a predicted model, not a curated record. NCBI's taxonomy places the organism in Eukaryota, Metazoa, Arthropoda, Copepoda, Harpacticoida, Harpacticidae. The transcript is spliced from 3 exons.